AGCUGCCAGCCCGCCAGCCGUAGGCCUCUCGCCGCCGCUGCCGCCAUCUUGGAAGCGGGCAGCAGCGCGAUUACGUCACGGCGCCGGGACGCGGCUGUGGCGGCGUCAGACCGGGAUGACGCGAGGCGAGCUGAGGUUUGCUUCUGCUCUGGACAUGGGGGAAUACGGAGUCACACCAGGCCAGCGCGUGGCCAUCAUCUGGGAUAGCUCCUCGCCAGUUGAAGCCCUGAAGGAUUUGGUGGAUAAAAUUCAGGCACUGCUGGGAGCUGAUAAUCCCGUGUCUGUGGAAAAUGUCAACCAGCUGUCUCAGUCAGCUCACGAGGAGUCUGUUUUUGACGUGAUUCUCUCUGGCAUGGUACCAGGCAGUACAGCACAGCACAGUGCUGAGGUGCUGGCAGAAAUAGCCCGGAUACUGAAGCCAGGGGGUUGUGUCCUCCUGAAAGAACUGGUGGUUACAGAAUCAGGAAACAACAGCAGAAUCAAGACAGCAGCCAAACUCCUCACGGCUCUGACUCUCUCUGGGUUGGUGGAAGUGAAGGAGCUGCAAAAGGAAGCAUUGACCCCAGAGGAGGCUCAGUCAGCCCAAGAACAUUUGGGUUACCAAAGCAAUGAUCUCCUCAUUGUUCAGAUAGAAGGCAAGAAGCCUGAUUUUGAAGUGGGAUCCUCAAGUCAGCUCAAACUUUCCUUUGCCAAGAAACCUGCUGCUUCAGGAAAGCCCUCUGUGGAUCCAGCCACUGCCAGGCUGUGGACACUCUCUGCCAAUGAUAUGAACGAUGAAGAGAUGGAUCUUUUGGACCCUGAUGAGCUGUUGGAUUCAGAGGAUUUGAAAAAGCCAGAUCCAUUGUCCCUCAGAGCUCCAUCCUGCAAAGAAAUGGGCAAGAAGAAAGCCUGCAAGAACUGCACAUGUGGCCUGGCUGAAGAACUGGAACAGGAGAAGAAGAAUGCACAGCCCAAAUCUGCCUGUGGAAAUUGCUACUUAGGGGAUGCAUUCCGCUGUGCCAGCUGCCCUUACCGGGGGAUGCCAGCCUUCAAGCCUGGGGAGAAGAUCCUCCUGAAAGAGAACCAGCUGCAUGAUGCCUAACCAAGACAUCUUUGGAUGUCCCAUGAAUGACUCCUCUGCUCUUUCAUCAGUCUGAAGUUCUUCCUGCAGUUCUCAUCUUCUCAAACUCAUGCUUUCCAGCCCAUACUUGUGGGAAGGGCACUCUGGGCACUGACACUGCUGUGAGCUCAUAAUUUGUAGUCAGCCUUGGGAUACCUUAAUAAUCUUCGGUGACAAGUGGCCUCAUAUGUAUUAAGACUUCAGCAUGUUAUGUUUUGUUUUAGCUGGCUCACUUUCAUAGUGGGACACUGACCAUCACAGCAUGUCCACCAGCAGACAGAAGUAGAGUCAAGUGUCAAGUUGUGUGUGUGUGACAUGACUGUACUUCCCCAUGCCCAUGCUGUCCAGCUUUAGUUUGUCCUGAUUUUUCCCUGAUGAAUCAGCAGUUCUGCCUCACUCAGGGUGGCACUGGGCUCCUGCUGUCUUUGAAAUGUGAACCUUCAGUUUCUUGCCAUGUAAAGGUGGCUGAGCAGCCUGUGUGAAGUGUGGCAGGCACAAUGAAUUUCCCAAGUGUUUUGGGAGCCUGACCUCAUCCAUUUCCAUGAAAAUGACAAAGGCUAAGUCCCACUGGGAAAACUCCUGCCCUUAAAGCAGGGAGCAGAUUAAAUAAGAUCUGCCUGGUCCUCUCACACCUUUCUGUUCAGCUAAACUGAUAACACAAGGGCAGUCUGAGCCUGCUGCCUCUCUCUGUGGCUACCAAGUCAGUUACCUUCAGUGUCCAAUAGGUAAGAACACAGCAGUAAUUCUAGACUAUCUGCUCCAACACACUAAGAUACUGAGAACUAUUUAUCUGUGCUAUCAGUGAAGCACCCACGAGGUGCAGGGUGAGGGACUGCUCUGUCUGGGCUGCUCACCCAGAGCAGGAGCGGAGGAAAACCCAAUGCUGGUGUCUCUGGGGGAUUGCUGUGUUGGGAGCUCUUGCUCUACAGGAUGUGAGUGCUUCUUGUGCCACCUGAGUUACACACUGAUGUCCAGAGGGAGCUGGGAUGAAAGGCCAUGUUGUCCUUGAAAUAAAAGUGAUAGUAAAAUGUUUGUUUUCAGA
This is a messenger RNA of Melopsittacus undulatus (budgerigar), 2141 nucleotides long. RefSeq names its product cytokine induced apoptosis inhibitor 1 (gene CIAPIN1). The record is from RefSeq and is a predicted model, not a curated record. The coding region runs from base 116 to 1081 and encodes 321 amino acids. Gene Ontology annotation, cellular component: cytoplasm. NCBI's taxonomy places the organism in Eukaryota, Metazoa, Chordata, Aves, Psittaciformes, Psittaculidae. Gene Ontology annotation, molecular function: iron-sulfur cluster binding. The transcript has 9 exons. Gene Ontology annotation, biological process: iron-sulfur cluster assembly.